AUUCUCAACUGGGCAGGGUCACCGAAAUAAAAGGACUUUUACCAUUCCCCCUUUUCCACCUCGUCAUCGGAGGAGCUUCCUUUUUCUCUACAUUUUCUCCUCCCUUUCCUCCGUCGUUCCCGAUCCCUAGCUUCGUUACCAAACAAACCCAAAAAAGAUGGCCAAUGCAGCAUCAGGAAUGGCUGUGCACGAUGAGUGCAAGUUGAAGUUUCUGGAGCUUAAGGCAAAAAGAACCUAUCGCUUCAUUGUUUUCAAAAUUGAGGAGAAGCAGAAGCAAGUUAUUGUGGAGAAGCUUGGUGAGCCAACUGAAAGCUAUGAGGAUUUUGCUAAAAGUCUUCCUGCUGAUGAAUGUCGAUAUGCCGUCUAUGAUUUUGAUUUUCUAACGGCAGAGAACGUCCAAAAGAGCAGGAUUUUUUUCAUUGCAUGGUCUCCUGAUACAUCACGGGUCAGGAGUAAGAUGAUAUAUGCUAGCUCCAAAGACAGAUUCAAGAGAGAACUGGAUGGAAUUCAAGUGGAAUUGCAAGCAACAGAUCCAACUGAGAUGGGUCUCGAUGUCAUCAAAAGCCGUGCAAGCUGAAUAUGGAUCUUUUAGGUCUUGCAAUGGGGGCUUCGUCCUGUUGUCUUUACUUGAGUGAAAUGUUUAUAGGUUGUGGAAUGGUGAACUUGGAUAAUUAGGAUGCCAAUUUCCAAGUCUUGCCAUAGACUUUUAUUAUCUGGAAGAUAAACCUGUGCUUUCGGGUAUAUGUGAUUUGUUAUCUAUAGAACCUAUGUGUUGAGUGCCUCUGUGUAGUCUUAUCUCUUUAAGCUAAUAUGUAACUGUUUGUGAGGGGUUAGACAACACCUUUAGUUCAUAUUCAAGCUUUUGUUUUAUUAUUAUUAUUAUUAUUUUAAUAUUGACCCUCGUCAAGUUA
Molecule: messenger RNA, 911 nt
Organism: Durio zibethinus
Lineage: Eukaryota; Viridiplantae; Streptophyta; Magnoliopsida; Malvales; Malvaceae
Product: actin-depolymerizing factor 2-like
Biological process (GO): actin filament depolymerization
Cellular component (GO): actin cytoskeleton
Molecular function (GO): actin binding
Source: RefSeq, a predicted model, not a curated record